Messenger RNA from Ectocarpus sp. CCAP 1310/34, 1162 nucleotides. NCBI's taxonomy places the organism in Eukaryota, Phaeophyceae, Ectocarpales, Ectocarpaceae. The record is from the annotation of a GenBank genome assembly.
CCGUUGUGCUAAAGGAAGUAAUGAUCGAAUACAAGGCGAUCAAGGACAAGCUGGAGCAGGGGAAAGGAAAAGGGGCGAAGGGCGCAGAGCAAGCGUACUUCGCCGACGGUGAGGGCCGCAGGGAGCGGUACUCAAGUAGGAGUCGGGGGCAAGGUCGUGGUCGUGGCGGCGGCCGUGGCCGCCGCAGCAGUCGUGGCCGUGGCGGAGGCGGUCGCUGCGGCGACGGCGGCGGUCGCGGCGGCCGCUCAGGCGGAUCCGGAGGAGUCGAGGAGAGCAAGGGAAGCAGCAGUGGAGGCGCCGAUGGCGGCGGUGGCGGGGACUAUAAGUUCCCGGGCCGGUGCUUUAGGUGUGGACAUCGUGGACAUCAAGCGAUCGGCUGCACUACCAACGAGAAGGACUUCGUGCCGUGGUGUGCGCGCUGCGAGGGGUGGGGCCACACCAAAGAAAAGUGCGCGACGGAGGAGGCCGUCCUAGCGCAAGUGGUGGAGCAUCAGAGCUACGUGGGCUCCGUGGAAGAUCAGGCGUUUUGUGCCGUGGCAGUUUCCCCAGACAAUUGCGGUACCGUUGGUGAAGUAGGUCUAGUGGGGGUUGUGGAACAAGGCCAGGCGGUGUACGUGGCCGACACAGCGGCCACGUGCUCCAUGUUCCGAUGUGCAGACAACUUCGUGAACUACCGUGAGCGUAGCGGUUGGGUGAAGGGGAUCGGAGGCGACAAGGCCCCCGUUCCUCUUCUAGGAUACGGAGAUGUGACCUUAGUCCUACAGACGGAAGAUGGUGGAGUACCCGUACCAGUACUGAAUGCUGCCCAUGUACCAGAGGCCCCCUACAACCUCCUCUCGCUGUCUUCGUUGGCGGAGGAGGGCCACACGUAUUCGGGGAUGAAGGGGGGCCUCACGCUGACCACGAAAGCCGGGGGGGAGGUGUGGUUCCCCCGGACUGGAAAGCUGCUGACCCAACGAGGCUAUCAAAUAAAGCCAACGCUACACACCGCCUGUGCCGCACUCAUUGUUCCUGGCGAUGCGAAAGCAGCCGAUCCCACUGACCUCAACGAGUACCACCUCGCGCACGGGCAUGCCCACGGGACAUUGCUCAGGAUCACGGCGGAGCAGCAGGGAGUGCAGCUGACGGAUUGACCGCUGCUACCCUGUCUUGGCUGUUCGAU